AUGGUGAAAAACCAGAAGCUCUGGCGUGAGAUUCAGCUGCAAUAUGCCAAGCUCUGUGAAGAUGAGCUCGGCUCGGAAGUCUUUGCUCCUCCACCCUCAUCGCAUUCUCCCCGUGGGCCCGCGGUGGCUGCGGGAUCGGAGAGCGGAACAGGCCCCGAGACCGGCGCGGUGACCGCGGUGGAAGGUGCGAAGCUGAAGCCGCUCUUCUACCGGAAUGGGCUGGAACUGAAACACUGGGUUCUGACCUGCUGCGCUUUGGUCGUGAUGUGUGAAUGGUUAGAUCGAAGUGUUUUGUCCAUCGCCUUGGAAUCCAUGAAGCCGGAUUUCCAGAUGAAUGAUGUCCAGGUGGGACUUCUAGCUUCUUCAUCCCUGUGGAUUGUGCCUCUUGCUACAGGGCCUGUGGGUCGUCUAGCUGAUCGAGUGCCCCGUGCCAAACUCCUGGGUGCAGGAGUCUUUCUCUGGUCGCUCUCCACCUUGGCCACAGGCCUCUCGGGCAGCUUCGAAGUGGCCAUCCUCUGCCGCCUGGCCGCGGGCGUCGCCAACUGUGCAGGCUAUCCCGUGGCCUUGGCGCUUUUGUGCGACCACUUUGCAGCAGAGGAGCUGAGCACUGCAAUGGGAUUCUACCAUGCGGGCUCAGCCUUGGGUGGACUUGUGGGCUUUGCUUUGGGUGGUUCUUUGAUCAGCAAGUAUGGCUGGCGUUCAGCCUUCGCACUACUGGGAGCACCCCAAGUGGCGGUCUCCUUUCUCUUGCUUUGCACAGUGCCCAACAGUUAUUCCUCCAAACCGGAUGGCCACUGGGCCUCCGACUUGAAAGCCUUGCUGUCUCGUCCACCAGUCCGACUGCUGCUGUUGGGCGCUUUGUUAACAGGGCUGCUCUCGGGCCAGGGACGCUUCCUCUCGGCCUUCAUCGAGCGAAAACACGGCCUACAACCGAGCGACAUCGGGCUGGUGCUGGGUCCGACGCUGGGCGUGGCGGGCGUCUUGGGAGGCUUUGCCGCGGGACAUUUCAUCGAUCAUUGCUUUCAGAAACGCGGGGGGUACUUUGCCAGCUUCGGUGACGCCCUUGGGCUCCUGCUGGGCAUCGCCGUCUUCGAAGCCUCGUCCUUCGGAAAGCUGGUCCUCUUCGCCGCGCUCGGUGUGCUGGCGGGGACCCUGCGGCAAGGGGUGCAGGCGGUGGUGCAAGAGGAAGGGACUGGACUACGAGGUACCUUGCAAGGGAUGCUGGAGACCUGCUGGUCUGUGGGCACUGGUUUGGGUCCCAUUCUGGUUGGCUGGACCUCGGAUUUGAGCAAGGCCUCUGCAACUUGCGAUGACGCCUGCGCACUACAGAAAGCUCUCCUCUCCUUCGGCAGCGCGGGUAUCACGCUGCGCGGCGCCACGUACCUCGCGUGCGCCUGGUCCUUGGAGCCGCACGCGCUGCGCGCCGAGCCGCACGCAGUGGCUGAAUCGCCGGAGACGCCCACGGUGCUGGGGAAGCCGACCGGUGAGACGGCCGAAAAGGGCGAUGCGUGGUGA
This is a messenger RNA of Durusdinium trenchii, 1515 nucleotides long. Lineage: Eukaryota; Dinophyceae; Suessiales; Symbiodiniaceae. The record is from the annotation of a GenBank genome assembly.